AUGGUUCUUCAUGCUAUCUUAGCUUUAGAAGAUCAAACUGAAACAAUAAUUGAUUUUUAUAAUAAGAUUAAUACAUCGGGAUCACUUUUAAAAGCAACAUCAUUUGAUUUAGAUACACAAUUAAAAUUGAAAUAUAUCAAUACUGUUCGAAUGGUUUCAUAUAAAAUUCCAAAUAAUAGAACUUUAUUUAGUAUUCGACUAAAAAGAAAUCUUAAUGAACAAAUAGCAUUGAUUGAAUUACGAUGUAAUAUAUCAAAUGUUUAUGUUCGAUUAGGAAAAAAUAUUCAUCAUCGAAUAUAUCGUUUAGAGAUGAUAUCAACAUCAAUAAAUACAAUACAGUCAUAUGAUCUUACCAAAUUUUUAAAUAAUUAUUAUCAACGUAAUAUUUAUUUAUUAUUAGAAUAUCCAAUUAUAAAACAUAGUUUAUCAAUUAUUUAUUAUUCUAAAUCAAAUAAAAAUUUAUUUACAUUUUCAACAACGAAAAAUUUCAAACGACGUUUUCGACGUACAAUAUUAUCAAAUAAUCCAAGUUUAACAUGUGCUAAACAUGAAUAUGAAAUUGAUUUUAAUCAAUUUACAUUUGGUCAAUGGAUCUUACAACCAAAACGUUUUAAUGCAUAUACAUGUUCAGGUUCAUGUCCAAAUCCAUUAUCACCACAAUAUUAUCCGUCAAAUCAUGCUAUUUUACUUAGUCUUAUACAUUCACAAAAAGAAUAUGGACAACAACCAUUAUGUGUACCUGUACGAUUAAAACCAUUAUGUUUACUUUAUUAUGAUCGAGAUGAACUUGUUAUUAAAUAUCAUCGAGAUAUGAUUGUACAAGAAUGUGGAUGUAGAUAA
This is a messenger RNA of Rotaria sordida, 840 nucleotides long. Lineage: Eukaryota; Metazoa; Rotifera; Eurotatoria; Philodinida; Philodinidae. The record is from the annotation of a GenBank genome assembly.